AUGAACAAGGAUAAGAUAUUUAAAUUGGCAAAGGGAUUCAAGGGGAGGGCUAAGAACUGCAUCAAGAUUGCUCGGGAGAGGGUGGAGAAGGCGCUACAGUACUCCUAUAGAGAUCGUCACAACAAGAAGAGAGACAUGCGGUCCCUCUGGAUCGAGCGCAUCAAUGCUGGCACACGGCUGCAUGGGGUGAAUUGUGGUAAUUUUAUGCAUGGGUUGAUGAAGGAGAAUAUACAACUGAACAGGGAAGUACUGUCAGAGCUGUCAGUCCAUGAGCCUUAUAGCUUCAAGACCGUUGUUGACAUUUCACGCAAUGCAUUUCCAGGAAACAAGCUCCCUGUUAAGCAUGGUUCAUCAAUUGCUGUAUGUCUUGCUUGCUAUUUUGUUCAGCUGAACAUCUGUACACGUGCUUUCUACAAACAUGAAUGGAACUGAGAAUAAG
Musa acuminata subsp. malaccensis (wild Malaysian banana) is the source of this 439-nucleotide messenger RNA. NCBI's taxonomy places the organism in Eukaryota, Viridiplantae, Streptophyta, Magnoliopsida, Zingiberales, Musaceae. The record is from RefSeq and is a predicted model, not a curated record.